AUGAAUAUGAGCUGUACAAAGGUGUGCAAGCAACACCUCCUGAAGCAGGCAGCAGCCACGCUGGGCAGUGGCAACUUACGCGAAGCCGUUCGGCUACCCGAGGGCAUAGACUUUCACGAGUGGAUUGCUGUCCACACGGUGGACUUGUUCAACCAGGUCACUAUGAUCUACGGCACGGUUGCAGAACACUGCACCGAAAUUAGCUGUGCAGUGAUGUUGGCUGGUCCCAAGUACGAGUAUCGCUGGGCCGAUGGCCCAACAAACAAGAAACCCAUCCGAUGCUCGGCUCCCGAAUACAUUGACUGCCUCUUCAGCUGGGCCCGCAACCACCUGGAGGACGAGACGCUGUUCCCCUCCAGGGUCGGGGUCCCCUUUCCUGGCAAUUUCCUGCCUGUGGUUAAAACAAUCCUGCGACGGCUGUUUCGGGUGUACGCGCACAUCUACCACCAGCAUUUCCACGAGGUGGUGUCCAUGAAAGAAGAGGCACACCUCAACACUAGCUUUAAGCACUUCAUCCUGUUUGUGCUGGAGUUUGGGCUCAUUGAACAGGUUGAAAUGGCACCACUGUGGGAGCUCAUUGGAAAGCUCACUGGCCUGCACUAGUUCCUUGACAGUGCAAGUUAUUUGUGCGUGUCUGAGAGGGACCUAUGGAGGGAGUGCUGCAUUUUUUCAUUGUUUUGGCUGUGAUAAUGCAAAUGUGUGUCUUAUGACCCACACAGAAUUAGCUGUGGCCAAUCUGUACACCGAGUGCAUUGCUGUUGCUGGUUGGUUGGCCCCAAGGUUUUUGGCCAUGGUGCAACAACACCCUUGUUUGAUUGGAUGCUUGGCAAUGGUUGGUCAUUCAUCAUCAAGGUUGACACUCUUUGCACGGCAGCUAAAUGCGUUAUGGUCUAAAAUAGCUGGCACUCGCGUUGUACCAUUAUUGUAGCUGCAAUUUGGAAGAAUGGAGCAAGACUGGCCCAAGAUGAGGAUUCCUUUUAACAAAUGGCAUGGCCUGGUUCAUAACAGCCCUGCUAAUAACUUGUGGCAAGCUCUGAUUUUACUGCUUUGUUGCUUGGUAUCUGUGACGAGUAAAUUAGUUGCCCCUUCCAUAUUUACAACAGGAAGGAAGCAAUGUUGAAAAUUCUGUGUCAUCAGAGCAACGACAUGCUUGAAAACAGUGUUAAUGAUAAAUAAUUGAAAUUGUUUAGAGAAACCAGGCAUUGGUUGCUCAUAAGAAUACACUAUCACAGUUUGCUAUGAAGGAAUGCCAUGCAAUAUAGCUACCCUGUUCUCAAGUGUUCCAUCAUCAGAUUUUGUUAGUGCACAUAGAGUGCACUGCGAAAACGUGCAGAAGUCUGGGGAGGAAAGUGUUUAAUUUGCAAAUCCAUGUAGGUAUGUUCCUCACAGCAAUGAAGACCACUGUAGCGCUGCAGGUGACAUUUUCUACACAAGUCUGUUCUCAAUCACCUGAAUGAAAUCACUAAUUAAUAAAUUAUGUGCUGUAUUGGCUUCUAGCUCAAUGCAAGCACACAAUUGGCUCCUGCAUGCACUUGCAAGACAGUACAGUUGUUUUUAGUAUGCAUAGGGCUUGCUGUAUGUAAAGCAUCUUGUGUAUGUUGUGGUGCUGAUUGUGCCAGGGUGAAUCUGGUACAUAGGGUAAACCAACCGUCCAAUGACAAACCAGAGGCUUUGGUGUGCUGAAAAACAUUUUUCUGAUGUGUUGAUGCAGCAUAUAAGCUGCAUUGUAGCCUGUAGAAACACUCUGUUAAUAACUUGCAGUUUUUAUUGGUGUAACAAAUUCAGUUGGUUGGGCUGUAGCAUGUAACAUGCAAACAUUGAGGAAGAGGGGCUAAACUGCUGUGUCAUGGCUGCUACAUAAAUGUUACACUGUUAAGAUGCUGUUGUAAUGAUACAUUCUACUAUAUAAGGUCAUUAUGUGGCAUAGACCAAAUCUGCGAUGCACAGUUGGUCCACUCUUUUGAAGAACCUCCUGAAUACAGCAAAACCAAAGUGUGCAUGCAACUUUGAAAAUGCGACAGGGCAGUGUGUUGGAAGCUGCAUGUCCAGCUUGUAAAUUGCCCUCUAGGACAAGUGAACAUGUCUUUUGGUCGCUAAAACAACAGAUGCAGAGAGGAACACGCAGCGUGACUACCAACUGGUCUUAUUGAAAACGGAAGAUGGGGCACGGUGCCAUUCUAGCACAUACACAACACACGGGAUGUGACGUAACAAUACAGGUUUAUCUUUGCCUUUGCAUGUGUGCAUCAAACAAGUGCAUCUCAGUAUGGUAUAACAUAACAUAGGUAUCGCUAAUAUACAUGAUACCUUUCUUUUUAAUGAACCGUGCAGCUCACAAGCCGUUUUGCUGCCUCUCCUGUCAAUUUGCCGACACGCGUAAAAUGUGGUUCACACGUGCACGCAUUGCAGUGCACGCUAAGAUGCACAUCAUCCAAAGUGUUUAAUUGUUGGAGUGCACAGACAAACGUGGCAAUCUUUGUGUCUGUGUGUUUCUCUCUGCAUCUGUUAUUUGAGUGCCCAAAAAUCAUGUUCACUAAAUCGUACCAGCUUGCCCAAAAAUAAGUGUUAUUAGGUAUAGCUCCAGAUGAAGGCAUGCAUUGAAGUGAAGAUGUGCUGUGGAACCCAGCUUUGAGAAUCUUUUUAUUGCAAAUGCUUUCAUUAAACUCUGUCAUGCAAGUUA
Molecule: messenger RNA, 2680 nt
Organism: Rhipicephalus sanguineus (brown dog tick)
Lineage: Eukaryota; Metazoa; Arthropoda; Arachnida; Ixodida; Ixodidae
Product: MOB kinase activator-like 1
Exons: 1
Coding region: 1-603 (200 amino acids)
Biological process (GO): hippo signaling; positive regulation of protein phosphorylation
Cellular component (GO): cytoplasm; nucleus
Molecular function (GO): protein kinase activator activity
Source: RefSeq, a predicted model, not a curated record